Messenger RNA from Babesia bigemina, 462 nucleotides. RefSeq lists its product as hypothetical. Lineage: Eukaryota; Apicomplexa; Aconoidasida; Piroplasmida; Babesiidae. The record is from RefSeq and is a predicted model, not a curated record. The coding region runs from base 1 to 462 and encodes 153 amino acids. The transcript is spliced from 4 exons.
AUGAUCCUUCCGCAGGUUCACCUACGGAAACCUUGUUCACAAAACUUCCCUAGGCAAAACCGACGAAUCGGAAAAGCCACGGUCCGAAUAAUUCACCGGAUCACUCGAUCGGUAGGAGCGACGGGCGGUGUGUACAAAGGGCAGGGACAAUUGCAAAAAUCAAUCCCCGACACGAUGCACACUAAAGAUUACCCAACCCUUUCGGGACAGGACAAACUCGAUGGAUGCAUCAGUGUAGCGCGCGUGCAGCCCAGGACAUCUAAGGGCAUCACAGACCUGAGUCCCUCUAAGAAGCAAACGAGGACGAAAUCCAAGCAGCUAGUUAGCAGGUUAAGGUCUCGUUCGUUAACGGAAUUAACCAGACAAAUCACUCCACCAACUAAGAACGGCCAUGCACCACCACCCAAAGAAUCAAGAAAGAGCUAUCAAUCUGUCAAUCCUUACUCUGUCUGGACCUGGUGA